Aplysia californica (California sea hare) is the source of this 5377-nucleotide messenger RNA. Its product is annotated as G-protein coupled receptor GRL101-like. The transcript has a single exon. The record is from RefSeq and is a predicted model, not a curated record. Gene Ontology annotation, biological process: G protein-coupled receptor signaling pathway. Lineage: Eukaryota; Metazoa; Mollusca; Gastropoda; Aplysiida; Aplysiidae. Gene Ontology annotation, molecular function: G protein-coupled receptor activity; protein binding. Gene Ontology annotation, cellular component: membrane. The coding region runs from base 1 to 3972 and encodes 1323 amino acids.
AUGUAUCGAUCGGAGCUUGAUGGAUCACAUUCGGACACACAGACAUUCGCCAAGCCUCUCGUGGACAACUGCACAUUGUCUGACCUUGACCUACUUCUGGUUGCCGACGGUACAGCGUCGGAGCUUUAUUGGGACCAAGGUCGAUUUUUCCGGAAUCUUCUCGAUAUUUUCGACCUGGGAAAGGAAGAUGAUUUUACAAGGGUGAACGUGUCGAUUGUGGCAGCUUGUCCCGAGAACGAAACCUCAACAGUGCCUCUGCACCCUCUCGCCGCCUUUGGGCAGUUCUCCAACAAGACAGAUCUCCGAAACGCCAGCUACUUAGGGAACAACAGCUUGCACUGUACGUCUGGGCAUGUUCAAGACAUUCAAAACGCAGCCUUGAAAUUUCUGCGAAACUCCUCCUGCAAGUCUAAGUCCUCACCUUCUUCUGUAUCAUCAUUCUCACGUUCUUCCUUGGUGAUAAUUUUAAUACAGUCGCACAGGGUGCACACAAAGAUGAUUUCCAGCUCAGAAAAAACGUGGGCCCAGUCUAGAAACGUCAGAAUGCUCACCGUUUUCCUCACUCACGACAGUCUGUACAAUAUCGAUCAGGAAUGCGCACGGUGCGAGGAGGGGCCACUGUACGGGAAAGUUAUCGAAAGCUCCAAGAGGCUUUUCCCGGUUGACCAGGCCAUCCCUCUGAUCAUCUGUCGUGAGUGCUACCCAGGGUGGAUAUUCCACUCUCUGUCGGGGGCGAAAAGUUCGCCGUUGCUAGCGAUCUCUUCUUGUUACAAAUUUUUGGAUCUCGAAGACAGGAACUGGAUGACAGCAAGCCUGGCCUGCAUGGAAAAACAUAUGUCAUUUCUAGUGAGCAUAGAAAGCAAAGAAGAGCUGGGAUUCUUAGAAAAUAUGAUCCGUGGAAACAGCACCCUCGUUCAGAGCGGUGUGAACGUUUUUAUAGGAUUGAAAAGAAAAUUGUCAUCGCUACAACGAGAGUUCGAAUGGAUCAGCACAAAUCCUUUGGUAUUUCCUUUCUGGAAAGAAGGAGAGCCGUAUGGACGCAAAACUAAAGAAUGUGCAGUGUGGGAGUUUGCCAAGCCUGCUAAAAGCACAGGUGCUGGUAACGUAUCUGAGGGGUGGAGUGGAAUAGGUUGUGGUGUUACGGUUCCUAGCAUAGCCGUGUGCGAAAGUCAAGCAUGGGUGUCCCCCUCGAAGCGCAGAGUCAUGACACCCAGCGUAAGCCAGAGAAAAAAGAAGGAAGCUCUUCAAAAGGGCGAUAUUGUGUUUAACGUUACGUCGGGGAUCAAAUCUGUAGACGAAGGCUUCUUCUCCUCAAGCACUUUAAUGGCAAAAUUGACAUGGAUUGUACAGAAGAAGUCAAAGGAGUUUUAUUUUUCUGUUUAUCUGAAAAACAAAGAAACGAAAUCAUUAAAAGCUAGCGACAUCAAGCUUUUUAGAUGUAUAACUGGAGAUAAGAUUCCUUACUCGUAUGUAGCUGACAAUAUUCCCCAGUGCAAACUCUUUAUGGAUGAUGAAGUAAGUCAUAAGAACAAUAUAUAUUAUUCGGAAAAACUCUUUACCUGCGCGUCGGGACAGAAAGUGCCUAUCAAUGAACACUGUGACUCCUUUCCCGACUGCCCUGACGGGAGUGACGAGAAAGACACAUGUAUCAGCUGUAAUCACAAGAUGUGCCCGAGCGGGGAGUGUCUGCCCUUACACUGGUUCUACGACGAUGUCCCAGACUGCACCGAGUGUCAGAGCCACUCGCAAACUAACAGUGACAGCACUGAGAGCGACGUCGACUGCGUCUUCCUGUGCAACAGAACGGCGUGCGUGAGCCGUGCAAUGUUGGGAGACGGCUUCGUCGACUGUCAGGGACCUGAAGGUCCACUGGACGAAACAAUUGGCUCUCUGGAAUCCACGACAUGUAGGCCUACUAGUAUUAGCUCUAACUCUAGCCUUGAUAAAUCAGGCAUCACUAACUGGGGACCGAAGUGUGUACUCGUGGACGAUGUCUACGGAGGGAUCCUAGGCUGUAGAAAUUUCCAACAUCUUCAAGACUGUGAAAAGUUUGUAUGCCAAGAGGGCUUCGUCAAAUGCCCCAACUCCUACUGUAUCCCUCUGCAGUACGUAAACGACCAGAAACGACACUGUCCAAUGGGUGAGGACGAAACAGAUAUGAAAUUAAAUUGUACGGACCUGUUCAGGUGUUCGAUCACCAGCGAUGGGGUUUGUCUGCAUCCCGACAGUGUCUGCGACGGCAAACGAGACUGUGAUACCGGAGACGAUGAGCUGAACUGUCACGUGGAAUGCCGGGAGGGGUUUCUGUGUGUGGCUGGCACUGUGGUCACGACCGACUAUAACAAGAGCAUUCCGCUGACAGACUUGGAUUUUAUUGAUAAGGGGACCAGGUAUCUGGAUCUCAGCGGGGUGGAUGUAUCUGGCGCUAUCGGUACUUUUGUCUGCCAAAACUGGAAGCUCAAGCACUUGAAUCUGUCUCAGUGUAAUAUAAAUGGAACAGACUCAAACUUAUGCACGAAGUCAGAAUGGUUGUUUUUAAGUGUUUUAGAUUUAAGUUUCAAUCCUAUAGACGACGAGACGGUUAUGGAUGUAUUUCAGAGCGUUCCUUUCAUACAGUACCUCAACCUAUCCAAUUGCGAAAAGCUCAAGUCCUUGAAAAUCCCAAACAUAGAAGAGCUUAAGGAAAUAGACUUGUCUUACAGUGGUAUAACGCAUCUGCAGUUCGCCGGCAAUUUCAAAUACUUGAACAGUAUAAACUUAAGAGGUUCCAAAAUAUCGGAACUGAAAUCAGGAAUGUUUCCCAAAUGUAUUGCCGUCUUAGACCUUCGCGAUCUCGAGCUGGAACGAGUCGACCCAGAUUCCUUCCAGGAUGUGCAGAGAAUUGGCUCUCUCUACACGAGCACGUACAAGCUGUGCUGCCCGCAGUACCACGACGGGGGGCGGGGGCUGACGAGGUGCCACUCUCCAAACGACCCCUUCUCCUCCUGCUCCGACUUGAUGGAAGGUGUGACCAUGAGAGCUCUGAUCUGGAUCAACGGCUUGUUGGCCCUGGUCGGGAAUGUGGUGGUGGUUGUCAACCGUUUGGUGUACAACCGCUGUGCUCUCAGAAUGGCGUACGGCCACUUCGUGGUGCACUUAAGCAUCUCCGACUUCUUCAUGGGGGUUUACCUGUUGGUCAUCGCCUCCGCCGACAGCUAUUUCCGGGACAUCUACUACAUGAGCGAGCGCUCCUGGCUCCACAGCGGCCUCUGUAAGUUCGCCGGCUUCCUCUCCACAUUGUCUAGCGAGACGUCCAUGUUUUUCAUCCUUCUCAUCACCCUGGACAGAUUCCUCGUGAUCAAAUUUCCCUUCGGGCAGUAUCGAAUAUCCCUCCCAUUCGUCCACGUCCUCUCCGUUAUGGCAUGGGUACUUGGUCUGUUUAUUUCCCUGGCCCCGUUCCUGCCCCCGUUCCAGGACUGGCAGAUGUACAGCUUCAACGGCGUCUGUAUCGGCCUGCCACUAGGGGACAGAACUCUCCUAGGAUUCCAGUUCUCGGUGGCCGUUUUUGUGUACCUGAACCUCGGUCUGUUCAUCCUCAUCGCUGUGGGUCAAGUGGUCAUCUUCAGGGCCGUGGGUGAAACAAGACGUGGCGCGGCUCACAAGACCAGCAAGCCCAUCGUCAGACGGGCAGAGGACAUAGAGGUGGCCAAACGUCUGUUCCUGGUGGCGGCCUCCGACUUCAUGUGUUGGUUUCCUGUGGGGGUCAUGGGGCUCGUCUCUCUCCUGGGCUACCAGCUGGGCUAUCACGCUUACGCCUGGGCGGCUAUCCUGGUCAUACCGAUCAACUCCGCCAUCAACCCCAUCCUCUACAACGCAGCAAACAUCGUGAGCGGCUGCAAAACUGUGUACCAGAAAACCCAAAAGCUGUACUCCACCUACAUGUAUACAACUGAGGGCUCUCAGCCCAACACCGAUGGAAGCCGAGGACAGUAAUUUGAGUAAUUAUAUAUAUAAAUGUACAAAGUUAUGUACGGAUUUAAAGAUAGGACUGUCGUAUUGCAUGUUUUCACCAAAUGUAUCAAAUCAUGAUCUACAAAAUGAAGGCAAUAAUCAAUUACUUGUUACUUUGAUUUUUGGUUUAUAGAUAAAGUGAAAGUAUGACUGAAGCCAAAGUCGGAUUACCACAAAAGACUUGAGUACGCCUGUAAAUUUCAGUGAAAACUUAAACAUAGGUGCAUAGGCCUAAUAAUCCUCCUAGAUUUAUGUGAUUUUUUUUAAAGGGGGGUGGGGGGAGAUCAAGAUCGGUGACUUUUGUUCGGUUCACUUCGCCGUAUUCGGCACUAAUAUAAUCGAAUAGUAUUAGUAAUACAAAUCAUCUACAUGUACUCUCCCCCACACCCUCUUUUAAGUCUUUUAGUAAAUCUUACAUUCCUAACUCUCUACUAUAAAUCUAAUUCUGUUUUUCUGGCCACAGAUGGUUAUUACAGUGGCUUGCCUCAAUUUUUAUAUUAUCAUUAUUAUCAUCAUUAUAAUUAUAGCUUGUUUGCUUUUAUCUGUCCGCUCUAAAAACCCAUUCUAGCUCAUUUAUUAAUUUGCCAACGCGCACGUAACUUUGCAUAGCCAGUCCAGUAGGUCAGCGAUCAAACCAUGACAUUACUAAACAUUUGAUUUUUUACCUCCUCUGUCUGAGCCACGUCGAGCGGAGAUGCAAUUUUCUGAGUUGGUAGGCCAACUAAGCAGCUCUUUCAACUGGGAUGUUUAUAUUUAUAGUUGACCUUUCUCACCCUGCACCACGGUAUAGGCCACGGACAAACACUUUGCACUUUUCUCUAUCCUGGGCUAGUGUUUAAAGUAAUUGAUCAAAAUAUCAGGGUUCCCUGGACUCCCUGGACUCCCUGGACUCCCUCCAUCCACCUUUUGCGUGGUCUUCCUCUUCCUUUAUACUAGCCUGAGAAUUUGCUGUUAUAGGUUUUCGACUCAUUUCGAGACUGGCUCGAGUGACAUUCAUAACAGGCGGUCGUUUGUUCUCUAUUUUUCCACGAAAUGCAGAUAGGAAUCUGCGCCAAUACACACGUAGCUGCUCUUAUUUCUACAUUUCUAUGCCUGUCUCUUCUUGUGAUGUUAAAGUUAAAAGUUUUGCGGUGACAUUUCCUCUCACUUGCAUUGAUUUUACUUUCAUGUCUUGUCGUAGGCCUACAUGUACUUAAUAUCCAUGUCUGGCACUGGUAGUAUAGUAACAAUGCUGGUAUAAUAAAUGUGAAGUGUGCUGACAAAAUGAGUUACUUCUCGGAUUCAAGCCUUAAUGAAAUAGAUACGUGCUUAAUGCUUAUUGGUACAGCUUUUAUAAUUUAUAAGUAUGAAAAAAAAAUAGGCGUGUUAUACAUAAAUAAUAGGGCAU